AUGGAUGAAUGUUUGCGAACAGCUGCUCGAACCGGAAAUGUUGGUGACUUGUACAGGUUAAUUCGGGAAGAUGGGAAUGCAUUGAGGCGCUUUGAGGAUGUGGAGUUUGUGGACACCCCUUUACACAUUGCUGCAGAACAAGGCUGCAUCGACUUCGCCAUGGAGAUAAUGAACCUGAAGCCAUCAUUUGCUCGGAAACUGAACCAAGAUGGCUGGAGCCCGAUGCACCUCGCGGUUAAAAAAGGGCAAGUAGAGAUGGCGUUAGGGUUCGUGGAAAUGGAUAAAGAUGUUGUUCGUGUCAAGGGGAAGAGUGGUAAGACUCCUUUGCACUUGGUAAGUAAAGUUGGAAACCACGAUGGUCUCCUACUGCUGGAUAGAUUUCUAGAGGCUUGUCCUGAAAGUAUUCGAGAUGGUACCACUAAGAAUCGCACUGCUUUGCAUAUUGCAACCAAAAACAAGAGACUCGACGUACUUCAAGUCCUAAUUCGAUGGCUUCGAAAGAAAGACAAAGACUAUUAUCGGGAAGUGGUGAACCGGAAAGACAGACAUGGCAAUACUGCACUUCACAUAGCUGCUACCAAUAAUCAACCUCAGAUGCUUAGAUUACUAUUAGACUGCAAGGCUGAUAAGCAUGCCACCAAUCAGGCUGGUUCCACGGCACUGGAUGUUGUAAUGGGGCAAAAUAACAGAGAAAGCAUCAGUAUUUUGCGGGGUUGCUGUAUUCCAAGAGUUUCAAACUUUAAAUAUAAGAUCCAGAAACAAAUCUCCAAGUAUCUAACGAAGGCAUCGUCACUAAUUUUUUCCGAUAUGGAUAACAUAUCAGGCGAAGACCGCAAUGCUUUACUAGUAAUUUUAGGACUUCUCCUUACGGUAUCUUUUCAAGCCGCUCUUAGCCCGCCCGGUGGAGUCUGGCAGGGCGAAAGUUCCUCAAAGUCUAGAGGGUCGUAUGAUCGAUCAGCAUUGGGGACGUCAGUCUUGCGUAAUGAGGAUUUUCUUUUAUUCUAUGUUCCGACCGAUGUGGUGUUCAUCGUAACGUUUUUCCUAACACUGGCACUGCUCAAACCUUUUCCCAAUGGUUUCAGGACAGCACUUGAAGGACUACUCGCAUUUCUUGCAGAAGUUGGUUUUUCUUUCAUCUAUGUCGAUUCUGCUUAA
Molecule: messenger RNA, 1155 nt
Organism: Hibiscus syriacus
Lineage: Eukaryota; Viridiplantae; Streptophyta; Magnoliopsida; Malvales; Malvaceae
Product: ankyrin repeat-containing protein BDA1-like
Exons: 3
Coding region: 1-1155 (384 amino acids)
Molecular function (GO): protein binding
Source: RefSeq, a predicted model, not a curated record